Closterium sp. NIES-65 is the source of this 4974-nucleotide messenger RNA. Lineage: Eukaryota; Viridiplantae; Streptophyta; Zygnematophyceae; Desmidiales; Closteriaceae. The record is from the annotation of a GenBank genome assembly.
AUGGCGCGGCCGCGCGAGUGGCAGGAACAGCGCGCCGCGCUGACACUCGCGUGGUGCAUCGCCGUUCUUGCCACGACUCCCCUCGCCGUUGUUCACUCCCAGCUGAUCGAGGCCUCGCAAGUGGUAUUCCUGCAGGAUUGCCAGAGCAUAUGGGGUCAGACGUUGCCUGGGUGGAAUGGUACCAGACUCAACUGCAAGGCUGCAACGGGCAUCGACUGCGAUAGGAACGGGAUGAUCACCCAGAUAAAAUUCCAAGGCGGCCUUAGAAGAGGAGGGCGCCUUCCGAGCUCCAUCUCCAACCUCCGCGAACUUACUGUCCUAUCUAUUCGUUCCGCUAAGCUCAGUGGCACGAUUCCUUCCGAAGUCUACAGACUCACAAAACUGAGGCUCCUGGACCUUGCAGUGAAUCGCUUCAGCGGCUCAAUCCCAACUGCGGUCGGCAAUCUUACCAACCUGUGUUACUUAUCUUUCUUGCGCAAUCAGCUAACUGGUUCGAUCCCCGAUGCCAUCAACGAUCUUUCCUACCUGCGAUACCUGGCUCUCGAUAACAAUCAGCUCAAUGGUUCGAUUCCAGCUGUAAUGAGCAAUCUUGAGGGGCUCACAACAUUAUCUCUCUGGCGCAACCAACUGACUGGCUCAAUUCCAGAUGCUAUCUACGACCUUUCAGUACUGCAAACCCUACUUCUUGAUAGAAAUCAACUCACUGCCUCAAUUCCUGCUGCAAUCAGCAACCUUAGAAGUCUCACAAAGCUAUCCCUCUCGCGCAAUCAGCUGACAGGCUCAAUCCCUAAUGAACUCUACGAGCUGACGAGCCUACGAAAGCUAUAUCUCACCUUGAAUAAGCUCACUGGCACAAUCUCUUCUGCGAUUAGCAACCUUGCAGAACUGGUGGAGCUCUUUUUGGAUCAAAACGAGCUGGACGGCAGCCUGCCAGCAACGAUUACUGCACUUGCAUCCCUGGAUCAGCUAACCCUUGCCGUGAACAGCCUCACAGGAACGAUCCCUUUAUCAAUCAGCAACCUUUUCGCUCUUCGAUAUUUGGAGCUGGAGAAAAAUCGCUUUAGCGGAACGAUACCUCAUACAAUUGGCAGGCUGGGAAAUUUGACCUUCCUGUCACUGGCCUACAACCAGAUCUAUGGAAGUUUACCUGCCAGUCUCAACAAUCUGACAGGACUGCAGACCCUUGAUCUCUCUCACAACUACAUCACAGGGCCCCUUGUAACUCUCCCACCUAUCGAAGCAGAUCUGUCCAGCAACUACCUGUCGGGGCUUGUGCCCGGACCAGACUGCCUUCGGCACAGCAUCACCGCCAACUGCUUUGCGCAGAACAAAGCCUGCCGCCCUCCUCUGCAGCGGCCCCCAGCACAGUGCACGGCGUUCUGUGGCAUCUCCCCGACCACUGCUGCCUGUGGCGGUCGUGGCUUGUGCUACCCAGACGGGGCCAGCUUGGUGCCAACAUGCUUUUGUGGUGGGGGAUUUGUUCAGCUUGGACGAAGUGACUGUGUUCCUCCAGGGCCCCCAAUGAACAUUCUCCCGCCAUUCACGGUCCUCACCAAGGGCACGCAGCAGGAGACCUUGGGAAGGUUCUUGGCGAAGCCAGUGACCCUGUUUCUGUACCCGCCUGGUGUGACCUCGGGAUGCGGCGUGGAGUUGCCCUUCAGUGUCAACUUCACCUUUGCUCUCAUGCCGCAGUCUGGUACAGCAGGAUCAAACGGCUUUGCACUUGUCAUCGCAGCAAAGCCCAAGGCGGGGAAACCUGGUGGUGUGGGGUACAGUGGAUUGGGGUCUCAGAGCAUGGCCGUGGUAUUCGACACGCUACAGGAUAACGCGGGAGAGCAGCACGUUGGGCUGAGCAUCAACGGCACAGAAGAACCCUUGGUCAAGGAGGUGUCACCAUUCACUCUGACAGACGGCGACUCAUACAAGGUGUGGGUGGACUAUGAGCCUGGGGAUCCCGGCACCAUUCAGGUGUUCCUGGCGGAUUCAAAGACGAAGCCAGAGGCGCCGCUGCUGCAGGGGAGGGUGUCGCUGUGUGCAGUGCUGCAGCCUGGAGUGAAGCAGCCAGCGUUCUCGUUUGGAUUCGUGGCGUCCACCACUGUGAAGCCCUUCCAGCUGCAAGGCAUUACCUCCUCUGCUGUGCAAACAGGCAUUCCUAAACCCAAGGUAGUCCAGAUGAAAGAUCAAGCCCUCGGCCUCUCAUUGUCAGAGGCCACAUUUGCACUGUCUCGAGGCAGUCCGUUUUCACGCUACGUGAGUUCGGAUUUCGAGCUCUCGGCCACCAAGAAGGACGCGUGGAGGCUUCGUGACUUCCACACGUGGGACUCGGUGUCCUUCCUCGGCUGGCCUGUCAAGAACCAGGAAGGCUGCAAUGCGUGCUGGGCGUAUGCGGUGGUGGCGAGUGUGGAGGCGGCAUACGGCAUUGCAAAGCAGCAGAGCGCUCCCCGGCUGGCAGUGGAGGCGCUCUUUGCGCUCAUGGGGCUCUCCGACUCCGACAAGUGCUCCGCUGGUGGCUCCCCCACCCACGCCUUUGAGACGCUCGUGGCCCUUGAUGCCUCCAGUGGACUCACAGGGGCCAGCGACCCGGCGACAACGUAUCCAGUGCAGUCGUUUGAGCGAGCGCAGUUCAAGGGGUAUGUGGGGCUCAUGAUGGCAGUGCAGAACCAGCCAGUGGUGGUUCACAUCCAGGCGUCUGCUGCCACGUUCAUGCUAUAUGACGGGACAUAUAAAUACCAGGAUCCUGGUUGCUACACGGGCAGUCUCAACCAUGUUGUACUCGUUAUUGGGUACUUCAUUACAAGAAAUGAUGGCAGCCAGAACCGCAUUGCUCCACCGUUCUGGAUCAUCCGCAACUCGUGGGGAGAGGAUUGGGGCGACAAGGGUCACAUGCGCAUGGACAUUCAGGGAGGGGAUGGCGUGUGUGGCAUCAACGUGCUGCCUGGCAUCUACCCCAUUGUCAAGAUUCCAGGGGACCCUUGCGGUCAAAGCAGCUACCAGGGAGAUCGACCGCAGCCCGUCAUGAACCCGUGCGGCCGGUUUCAGUGCAGCAGGACUGCAGAGAGCACCAAUAACUGCACCUGCAACAUCCCUACCGCUAUUGUGCAGCCUUUUGUACAGAUCGAGAAUGGAAAUGGCUUCAACACAUGUGCAUAUCUGGACGUGUGUGGGUCAUACUUCAAGAACCCCUGCUACGUGGGAGCAUGCAUCAACGAUGGCAAGGGCGCCUACUCCUGCAUCUGCCCUCCCAACCACGUGGAAAGCAAAACGCUUUACGGCUUCCCAACCUGCGAUCCAGCUAAUACCACGGCCACCACAAUGACAGUCAGUGGAGACAACUGGUGGUGCUCGGAUGUUCAUCCACUUGUUGGCCUCUCGCUGACUGACUUCACUGACCAAAACAUAGGCAUUGAUUGCAGCCAGCCAUUGCCCAAGGGCAGUGUUCUUCAGCUGGAUGGUACUCCCGCCACACCCUGCACUGCCUUCUUCUACACCCUCACUGGGGACACCUGUGCAUCUAUCAGCGCGGCGCUCAACUUCACUGAAGCUGAUCUCGCCACACUCAACCCCGGCCUUGACUGCUCCAAGCCCAUCAAAGCGGGCCGCUCCGUGUGCCUCGAGCGCAGUGCUGCCUUCGCCUUCACCGUUGCCGAGUGUGUCAGAUACGGCAUGCUCACACCUCAGGACACGUGCGAGCAGCUGCUUCAAAGAAUUGGCAAGAGCAUGUCCUCGUCGGAAGAGGACUCGGAUGGCACUACACAAGGGGGUGCCAGUGAGAACCCAUGGGCUGCGCUGUACCGCAACAAUCCCGGCCUCACUUGCUCCAACACCAUCCCUUCCUCGGCCUACGCGACGGGAAGCAAGAUUGGCGUACAGAUCUGCCUCGGUGCGGAAUAUUGGUCAUUCCAGUUGGGCAUGUGCACCAAGGGGAGGGCCAAGCGAGUAGCAAGAACAUUGACAUGUUCAGGUGCUUACCGCUUCUAUGGUGGAGGAGCUGCUGGUAGUGCGGCGUAUACAGACUAUAAUGCUAGCGUAGGCCCAGCUCCUGCAACCACCCCUCUGGCCCUCGUCAUGGCUGCUGACGAAACCACCGAUGGUGACGACGAGGCGGGCCGUGAACUCCAAAAAUCACCCCCGCGAACGGGCCUCAGCUUUCUACGAACCCCCACUAAGAAGCUGUCAGAUCCGGAGCCCGUAGUUGCUUCAACCGAGGACGAAACCCGCGCAGAUGAUUCAGGGCCUGACCUGCACUCACCUGAAGUUUGCACUACCACGGCGGAACCCUCACCUCCAGAAGCGACGGCUCCUGAAACGGAGAUAGGCGAUGCGGCUGGCGACUCUGCGAACAAGAAGCGCAAAGAGUCAAGCGGUGGCAGUGCUACGCAGUGGUGGCGACAACCGAAGCCCUCUGUGAAGCGGGCGGCACGUCCAAUCCAACGAGUGGAGGACGAGGGAAGUGAUGACGACGAGGAAGAAGACGGCCUGCCAACUGUCGAAGAGAUGGCCCGUUACCCCGAGGUCGCUUUCGCUAAAGCGCAUAAGCGGUUUAAGACUUCAUGGGAGUCUUUGUUUCCGUGGCUAAUUCUAACUCGUGAUGACGUUGGCUUCCCCAUUUUGAGAUGCAGCACGUGCUUGGAACAUGGAGCUGAAGGCGCAAAAACGGCUUAUGGCAAGGGAGGCAGUGGAGGGCGUGACAUGCAGAAGGGGAGCAUCCGGACGCACCAGCGCUCCACCGCACACCACGAUGCACACGCCGAGAUGAAGUCGAAGGAGAGCCGGAAGCUUCGUCAAACGCUGCUGAGCGAGUUCGAGGGGUUGGAUCGCAGCACUCUUCACAUCAUCACUGCUCUCAAGACUACCGUGUACAUCUGCAAGUCGGAGGCGCCAAUCACCUCCUACGUGGGCACCAUCAAGUUCAUGGCCGAGCUCGGAGUCCCGAACCUUCCCUUGGAUUCCAAGGGAAACUACUUUUCGGAGUAA